AUGAGUACAGACGAGGACACAAAAUGGCUGGAAUGGGUAACCAAACAGUUUGAAAGCAUUGCUGGAGAAGACAAGGAAAUCGACUUACAGGAAUUCAAGACAGCCCUUAAAGUCAAAGACUCCUUUUUUGCAGAGCGUUUCUUCACUUUGUUCGACUCAGAUGGUAGUGGCUCCAUCACACUGGAUGAAUUAUUGAAGGCUCUCAACCUCCUGAUCCAUGGAAGUGAAACAGACAAACUUCACUUUCUUUUCCAAGUAUACGAUGUGGAUGGCAGUGGUUCCAUUGAGCCAGAUGAGCUCUGCACUGUGCUGAAGUCUUGCCUACUGGAGAGUGCUAUCUCGCUGCCUGAGGAAAAGUUAAAUGAUUUGACUCUGGUACUUUUCCAGUCUGCUGAUAAAGACAAUAGCGGUUCCAUUACAUUCCAGGAACUAAAGGAAGAACUGGAGCAUUUCCCAGAAGUCAUGGAGAACCUGACGAUUAGUGCUGCAAACUGGCUGAAGCCACCAACAGUAAAAAAGAAGAGUCGCACCCCUCGUUACCUGACUCCAAGCUACUGGCACAACAACCGCAGCAAGGUUCUCUUCAUGUGCGUCUACUGCUGUGUCAACGUUCUACUUUUUACCCUCGCUGCUGUCAACCAUGCCAGUCUUGGAGGAUGGAUCAUGCUCGCCAAGGGUUGUGGUCAGUGUCUGAACUUCAACUGCACCUUUAUUGUGGUUUUGAUGCUCCGCCGCUGUCUGACGCGGCUCCGUACUACAUUUGUUGCACAUUUCCUUCCACUAGACCAGAAUAUCUUCCUGCAUGAGCUGGUUGGAUAUGUGGUGUUCGUUUUUACAGUGGUCCACACAGCUGCCCAUGUGAUCAAUUUCAUAAAGAAAUCCAUAUAUCCGGGAUCAUUUACUUUCUGGGAGUAUUUCCUCACCCUGCGGCCUGGCAUUGGAUGGGUAUAUGGGAGCGCCUCCAUCACAGGAAUCUUGCUGCAGCUGCUCAUCUGCCUGACUCUUGUCUGCUCCAGCACCUUCGUCAGGAAAGGAGGGCACUUUGAGGUAUUUUACUGGACGCAUCUGUCCUAUAUCUGGAUCUGGAUUCUGUUAUUCCUUCACACCCCAAAAUUCUGGAAGUGGUUUUUGGUGCCAGGACUCCUGUUCGCGCUGGAGAAACUGUUAGGAGUGGCUGCAUCACGUAUUGGUGGAUUGUAUAUCGUAGAGGUGAACUUGCUACCUUCCAAGGUGACACAUCUUGUUAUUAAGAGACCACCAUCAUUCCAGUACAAGCCUGGUGACUAUGUAUACCUGAACAUACCCGCCAUUGCCAAGUAUGAAUGGCACCCAUUUACUAUCAGCAGUGCCCCUGAGCAGGCAGACACUCUCUGGCUACACAUCCGCUCUCUAGGCCAAUGGACAAACCGCUUGUAUGAAUAUUUCCAUCUUCCAGAGGCUGCCAGGAAACCUGAAAAAAAGACGAGCCGAAGUGUGACAAUGAAACUGUCACAGGUCGACUCAAUAGAUCGGGAAGUGACUAAUGAAAAUCACAUGUUGUGUAAUAUAAAGUGUUAUAUUGAUGGACCAUAUGGAACUCCCAGUCGACGCAUCUUUACCUCAGAUCACACUGUGCUAAUUGGAGCCGGAAUAGGCAUCACACCAUUCGCAUCGAUUCUACAAAGUAUCAUGUACAGGUAUCGUAUGCGAAAACAGAAUUGCCCCAACUGCAGCUACUCCUGGUGUGAGACUCUAAAACACAGUGAGAUGAGGCUCAGAAAGGUGGACUUUAUCUGGAUAAACCGAGACCAGAAGUUUUUUGAGUGGUUUGUCAGUUUAUUAACUAAGCUUGAGAUGGACCAAGCUGAUGAGGAGCCAGAAGGUCGGUUUCUAGAAAUGCACAUGUACAUGACCUCCGCUCUCGGCAAGAAUGACAUGAAGGCCAUUGGACUACAGAUGGCUCUGGACCUUCUGGCCAAAAAGGAACAAAAAGACUCUAUUACAGGACUGAAGACCCGGACACAGCCAGGACGUCCAGACUGGAACAAGGUGUUCCAGAAAAUUGCGCAGGAGAAGAAAGGAAAGGUGCAAGUGUUCUUCUGCGGCUCUCCAGCACUAGCUAAAGUCAUCAAGGCUCAAUGUGAACAGUUCAACUUCAAAUUUUUCAAGGAAAAUUUCUAA
Messenger RNA from Nanorana parkeri, 2160 nucleotides. RefSeq names its product NADPH oxidase 5 (gene NOX5). The transcript is spliced from 16 exons. Bases 1 to 2160 code for a protein of 719 amino acids. Gene Ontology annotation, biological process: superoxide anion generation; defense response. Gene Ontology annotation, molecular function: superoxide-generating NAD(P)H oxidase activity; calcium ion binding. Gene Ontology annotation, cellular component: NADPH oxidase complex; plasma membrane. The record is from RefSeq and is a predicted model, not a curated record. NCBI's taxonomy places the organism in Eukaryota, Metazoa, Chordata, Amphibia, Anura, Dicroglossidae.